Messenger RNA from Salvelinus fontinalis (brook trout), 7125 nucleotides. Its product is annotated as beta-1 adrenergic receptor-like. The transcript is spliced from 2 exons. The record is from RefSeq and is a predicted model, not a curated record. Gene Ontology annotation, molecular function: norepinephrine binding; beta3-adrenergic receptor activity; epinephrine binding. Gene Ontology annotation, cellular component: membrane. Gene Ontology annotation, biological process: norepinephrine-epinephrine-mediated vasodilation involved in regulation of systemic arterial blood pressure; adenylate cyclase-activating adrenergic receptor signaling pathway. The coding region runs from base 224 to 1777 and encodes 517 amino acids. Lineage: Eukaryota; Metazoa; Chordata; Actinopteri; Salmoniformes; Salmonidae.
AAGACAACGUGUUUUCACCGGUGUUUGGAGACAUAGGAGACAGACAUACAUGUUUGGAUUAUCUGGACACUUACCAGUGAUACAUGAAAGCUGUGAAACAUGUCAGCGGGAGAUUUACAUUUGCUUGCAAUGAACAAAAACACAAGGGUGUGACAUAGAGAGACCAAAUUGUUGUGUGUUUGACUUUAAAAAUGCUAUUACAAAAUGUCGUUUUUUACUCUUAAUGCAUGAAAAAUCAAUUUUACCUUUGUGUAUGUCUUUUCUUAUGAAGAUGGAUUUUAACUUGAGUAGCAUAGUGCUCUACGCGGUCAACACCACUGUGACCCCUUUUCACAACAAUACAGGACCCUACCAUCCUGCAGCGGGACCCUGGAGUUUACUAUUGCUGGUGAUCAUCAUCAUGACCAUCGUGGUGGGCAACCUGCUGGUCAUCAUCGCUAUAGCACGCACAUCCCAGUUACAGACUAUGACUAACAUCUUCAUCAUGUCCCUGGCCUGUGCUGACCUCAUCAUGGGGGUCCUGGUGGUCCCUCUGGGGGCCACCAUAGUGGUGACGGGGAACUGGCAGCUGAGUGACAUCUCCUGCGAGCUCUGGACCUCCGUAGAUGUGCUCUGUGUCACGGCCAGCAUCGAGACUCUUUGCGUGAUUGCAGUGGACCGCUAUAUUGCCAUUACAAGGCCCCUCAGGCACAAGGUUCUGCUCAAUAAGUGGCGCGCCCGACUAAUAGUGUGUGUGGUGUGGAUUGUGUCUGCUCUGAUCUCUUUUGUGCCCAUCAUGAACCAGCUUUGGCGGGCAGAAGAUGACCCGGAGGCCUUGGUGUGCUAUCAGGACCCUGCCUGCUGUGACUUUAUGACCAACAGCACUUUUGCCAUUAUAUCCUCUGUAGUGUCAUUCUACAUCCCUUUGCUCAUAAUGAUAUUUGUCUAUGUCAAAGUCUUCCUCAUAGCCACACGACAGGUACAGCUCAUAGACAAGACCCGGCUGCGCUUCCAGAGUGAAUGGCCAGCGCCGACGACGACACAGCUGAGCAACCACAGUUGCAACAUUUUGCCCUUGGGCUAUGGUGGCAGCAGCAGCUGCGCCAGCUCAACUCGCAAGAGGAGCUCCAGGCGAAGACCCUCGCGGCUAACUGUUGUCAAGGAGCACAAGGCCCUCAAGACCUUGGGCAUUAUCAUGGGCACCUUCACCCUCUGCUGGCUGCCUUUCUUUGUGGCUAACAUCAUCAACGUGUUUGACAGGAACGUGCCACCGGGAGAGAUCUUCCGCCUGCUCAACUGGCUGGGCUAUAUCAACUCUGGCCUCAACCCCAUAAUCUACUGCAGGAGCCCUGAGUUCCGCACUGCUUUCAAGAACCUGCUGGGCUGCCCCUGGUUUUCCACCCCGCGAUUAAACACCUUAGGUGUCUACAAGGAGAAGCGGACACGCUGCCCCUGCUUCCUGGGUUCGCCUGAGGCAGGGGCAGCCAGCUCUUUCCAGAAGCCCCCUGCUGCUGCCAGGCCUGAGGGGGACGAGAGCCUGGCUAGCAGUCAGAGCAGCGACAAGAGUGAGGAGCCUUCCCCAGAACCCCCACACUCCAACGGCAACACACAGUUCAGUGAAUUCUCCAAACCAGAAAAUGAAUUGGCCCCUCUGCAGCCUGUUCAACACCCGCCCACAGCUGAUAACCCUUUAUCACUGAGCCACAAGCCUUCCGCUCACCGGGAGAGGCUGUUUACAAGACAAAUAGCCAUUGGGAGCACACAUCAAAGCAUGGUUUGUUUAUGGUUGGACUGCUAAACAUGUGUCUAACCAAACCAAUCCAAUUUGCAGAGAGUCACUUAUACUAUACAGAUGCUGGGAUCAGGUUACCUUUUUAAUGACUACCAAUUCAAUCCAUAACAAGUGCCUUCACUCACUUCUGACUUCUCACUGCAUCAGUUUACAGUUGAAGGAUAGUAGGCUGUGUUAUCUAUACUGAUCUUGUUUAGUGGGUUUCAGGGGCAGUUAGGAAUCGUUAUGAGUGCACAUUCUUCUCACACAUGCAAAUAUUGGAUCUCAAGAUUACUUUAAAAGCUCUAUAGCUGACAUCAGUCUAGUACUAUGAAUAGGCCAGUGACAUGCAAUAUGUAUAUAUUUUUAUCUAAACAGUUAAUUUGCAGUGUCACAAUUGUUUCCGAAAUGUUGCAAUCCCUGAGCUCUUUAACAGAUGCAAUCAUUUGGGCAGUAACGUAGGAACCAUUUAAGAGCAUAUAAAACUUUUCCUUAAAAGCAGCAUAGCCCAUCCAGUAAUUCAGCCUGAGUAAGAAGGCUAUAGCUCACUGUACUACAGUGAGAUCAUUAGGUGUAUCAGAAAAACUGGGCUGUGGCUUUGACAGUCUAUUGAAUGUGAAUGAUAACGUGUGAACUCCCUAUUAACCCCGGCAGGCAGGGGGGAUAGGCUAAUAAAUCAGGGACCUAUGUCUGCUGCAGGUGGUGAUCAGCCAGGGCUUAGAGCUUGGUGAUAGCAUUGUUGUCCUAUGGUAAUUUAGCAUAAAUCCUUCCCACAAUGUUCUGGGAAUUGUGAAGGAUACCCAGCUAGCACAUAACAUUCUGAGAACCAUAUGUGUCUUAGGCGGGAAUUUCAGUACUUCAGCAUAACAUUUUCUAUAGGUUUCCUCAUGGUUCUAUUUAAAGUCAUGUUCUCAGAACAUUAAGAAAAGUUUCCAUAAAAACCACUAGAAAACAUUAGUAACAUUCAAAGAACUUUCUAAGAAUGUUAUUUUAAAACAUAUACAUUCUGUUCUCACCAUCAACAAAACUCUCUGUCCUCUAUCUUGUUAAGUGUGUUCAGGUGUGUUGGCCGCACCCACUAAUUGGCCACACGUAAUCUUAAUGAGUGCUUGUUUCCUUUGAAAUGGGGUCUGCUUGAAUCAAAGUGAAAAAUAGAGGACUCAUCAUAGAUAUAACCUGUUUUAGCAUGGACAUUGCCAUUUCUAUUAGACAUUGCCAUCAUCCACCAUUUUAAAGCAGUUAAGUAGUCAACUGGUUGGGGAUUCCAAUGGGUUUUAGCCUCAAUGGCACUGCCCAUGCCAUCAAAGACGCUAUAAAGGCACAGAUAUAAAGAUGAGUCCUCUAUCUAUCUCUGUGGUUUGACUAGACUAAAAUAACAUGAUUUUUGAAUGACUACCUCAUCUCUGUACCCCACAUAUACAAUUAUCUCUAAGGUCCAUCAGUCGAGCAGUACAUUUCAAACACAGAUUCAGCCACAGAGACCAGGGAGGUUUCCAAUGCCUCACAAAGAAGGGCACCUAUUGGUAGAUAAAAAGCAGACAUGCUUUCCCUUUGAGCAUGGUGUAGUUAUUAAUUACACUUUGGAAGGUAUAUAAAUACACACAGUCACUACAAAGAUACAGGUAUCCUUCCGAACUCAGUUGCUGGAGAGGAAGGAAACCGCUCAGGGAUUUCAUCAUGAAGCCAAUGGUGAUUUAAAAUAGUUACAGACUUCAAUGGCUGUGAUUAGCUGUGAUAGGAGAAAACUGAGGAUGGAUUAACAACAUUGUAUUUACUCCACAAUACUAACCUAAAUGACAAAGUGAAAAGAAGGAAGCCUGUACAAAAGAAAUAUAUUCCAAAACAUGCAUCCUGUUUGCAAGUAGGCACUAAAGCAAUACUGCAAAGAUUUUGGCAAAGCAAUUAACUUUUUGUAAUGAAUACAAAGUGUUAUGUUAGGGGCAAAUCCAACACAACACAUUACUGAGUACCACUCUCCAUAUUUUCAAGCAUAGUGGUGGCUGCAUCAUGUUAUGGGUAGGCUUGUAAUCGUUAAGGCCUGUGGAUUUUUCAGGAUAAAACAUUUACGGAACGACGGAGCUAAGCACAGGCAACAUCUUAGAUGAAAACCCGGUUCAGUCUGCUUUCCACCAGACACUGGGUGAUGAAUUCACCUUUCAGCAGGACAAUAACCUAAAACACAAGGCCAAAUCUACACUGGAGUUGCUUACCAAGAAGACAGCGAAUGAGUGGCUGAGUUACAGUUUUAACUUAAUUCUACUUGAAAAUCUAUAGAAAGACCCCAAAAUGUUUGUCGAGCAAUGAUAAACAACUCAUUUGACAGAGCUUGAAGAAUUUAGAAAAUAAUAAAUAGGCACAAUUUGCACAGUAAAGGUGUGAAAAGCUUUUAGAGACUUAUCCAGAAAGACGUACAGCUGUAAUAGCUAACAAAAGUGUUUCUACAAAGUAUUGACUCAGGGGUGUGAAUACUUAUGUAAAUGAGAUAUUGUUGUAUUUCAUUUCCAAUACAUUUUCAAAAUGUUCUAAAAACAUGUUUUCACUAUUAUGGGGAAUUGAGUGUAGAGUGAGACAUUUUUUUUCUCCCAUUUUGAAUUCAGGUGGUAAAACAACAAAAUGUAGAAUAAGUCAAGUAUGAAUACUUUCUGAUGGCACUGUAUGUUGGAAUCUCACUGAUGCCACACCACAAUAAAAAAGGAUGAUUGCAUGAUUGCAUGUUUGCAUGAUUAAUGCCUAUGAAAAAGAAUUUCAAUGUGUCUUAUCUGUGCUUGGAGUUCAAAACAGUUAAUCCAAACUAAGCUAGCAGUGUUAUUAAAGGUAUUAUUCAAACAUGUUCUCAGAACGUUAUUUAAUUACCUUCAAAUAACCUAUAAUCUCUGUUCUCAGAACAUCAAUAAAGCUUCCCAGGAAAACUUUCAGGGAACCAUAGUAAAACAUUCUCAGAACCUCCCUGCAACCUAAAAAUGUAUGUUCCCAGAACAGUCGAAAUGUUCACUUCCGUUCUCAGAAGGUUCAAAAAACGUUCAAUUUUAACGGCCAGGAAAUAUAUGGCUUCAUUCCCAGAACCAAUGGGAAACUAAAAACUUAUGUUCCCACAACUUCCAAGGAACUAAAUGUGCUAGCAGGGUAAUGACUAUUGUCAUAUGUAGUCUUAUGACUAUUUGCUCAUGACAAAAUGCCCUAAAUAGGGAAUGGAGCUUUGUACAAAUUACUGCUAAUUCAUUGUUCCAAACAAAGUCAAUGCCACAUGGGAAAUUCAUGAUGGUAGUUAGAUGUCCACAUACUCUUGACCAGGCAGUGUAUUUUAUAAAUUAUACAUAUCACAUACAUAUCAUAAAUAUCAAAGCUACCCUUCAUUAAGAAAUACAUGGAAUGUGACAUCUUUAACUAAACCCUGUGUAAUUUGUUCAUUCUGUACAGUACAGUCUUUUUUACUAGCAUGCAUAGCAGCAAAAUAAUCAAAUUACUGUAGCGAAUGUCCUCAGAGUUUCUCAUAUCAAACUGUUUUUAGAUCUAAAGAGGAACAGCUGCUACUGUUUUAGUCCUCAUGAUGCGGCAGCACUACAGCAUCUUGUAAUAGUUAUCACAUACUCAUUCUCUUUCAUAAGCAGUGGUAUGCUCUGCAGUGGUCUGCUCGGUAUGGGUCAGGGGAAAUGUGAUAAGACUGUAAUGCAAGGGAAAACAGUAAAUGAUUGAAGAACACAACUUGUUCUAUGCCAAUAUUUAAGAAUGGCAGUGGGGUCUUUUUUUCAGAGAAAACUCAAGAUAGGUGAAGUGUUGACAAAAAAAUCUAACACAGAUUAUUAAAAAUGUUCCACUCUUCGAAGCAAAAUGCCAGGAUUUGCUUUGAAGUAGAUUUGGGAAAAGGCUUAGUCUUGAAAUUAAUAGUAUUCAAUUAAUUGAUCAUAUUCAAAUUUAAAAUGUGCCCUAAUACUGUUUGGUUACACAAGGCCAACACAAUCAAGAUUGUAGGUUCAACCUCUUGAGCACUAUUUCAUUAUCUUCAAUUGAGCCAUUCAGCAAAGAGUGAAUGCCUGUUUUGUUAACAAUUCAGCCAGACUGAGAUAGAACAGGACAAUUCCUCCAUGGGACAAAAUGAUUGUAUAAUAGAGGGAAGCCGUUAUCACAAAAAAUAACAUGUGAUCAUCAUAUUAAUUAAGCAUCAAUAGUGGAAGAGCCUCUAUAAAAGCAUGAUAGAAGAUAGGUUUGUUUUACAAUGGCUUUGUAAUCAUUAGCUCAGUGGUACUAACUUUUGUGUUUGCCCUGGCACUAAAAGGUUGUAUUCUAAAUUACCAACUGACAGAGACAUGCAGCUUUCAGUGGAAUAGCUUUGUGGGACAUGCCUGGAACAGUAAUGCCCAUCUGAUGGCUGAUGAACUAAAUUCUCUUUCUGUAUGCUACCAAGCAACUGAGACUGAGGCAUGACCUCACCCCUUGGGGUGAUCCAGGGCCAAAUGCCUCAAGAUAUAUUUAUCCAAACACCAUGUCCCUCAACAUAAACAUGUAGUGUGUCAGACAUUGUUAUCAAAUUCACCUCCCAAAAUACAGCAAAUUAAAGAUUUCUAUAAUUCUCAUCAUAUGGAUAUUACAUUAAAUCCACAGAAGUCCUGGGUUAAGAAGGUGCUGUGCGGCACCUAUAUUCAGUUCAGUAAUGGAUUAAGUGCAAUAACACUCACGAGGUGUCACAACAAGCAAUGAAGGCCAACAUGUUGUGGCAGUUUGAACUCAGACACAACUCUCUAAUGGAUAUGUUCAGAGCAAAUUGAAUUGCACAGAUUAGAGAGACAUAUUACACUGUAUUUUCACCCUCUGAACUUGUGUUGUUGUUUCAGCUUCCACUUGUUUGGCAUGGCAACUAUAUCAGGCAAGAAAUAGCUUUUGGAGAGAAUCCACCAAGAGGAGAGGCAGUGGAAAUAUGUCCAUCUGCAGCCCAGCCUAAUAUACUGAGUGACUCAGAGUGCAUGCCACAAUUGUCUUAUUACUCCAAAUGACUGAGUAAACAUUUAUACACACAUUAGGUGACACCAGCACUAUUUUCAACAGACAUUGGUGAUGUCCUGGCUUGAGUCCUAGAUAUAGAGCUACAUGCUGAGUUUGUAAUGCCACCCAGCAAUGUGUAAAAUCUAAAUCCUUUCUCCCAGAGAGUGGAAUGGAAGCUGUCUUAUUAUGAAUAAACAGAAACGUUGUACUCUGUUCUACAUCAUUUGUCAGUUAAACAGCAUUUGUCAUCAUCAUCGGUAUUAACGGUAAAAAGUCCAGUCAAUAUUCAGAAAGGCUAGUCAUUACAGUUCGUCUAUGCAUCUAUUUCUCAUAAUGGUAUCAAUGAAAUACACUGUACAUACUUUUCAGUUAUAGGCAUGCAGGAUGGCCACAGAAAA